CGAACUUUACUAAAGAACAGUUCGCAAAUUUUAUUUUGAAGAAAUUUUGCGCGUUAUUCUAGCGAGAGUGUGUGUAUUGUACUUUUACACAAUAUAUAAGUGAAGAACAUCUUUAAGGCUUACUACUCAACAUUUUAACUAUUUAACUAAUAUUUAAUAAAAUAUAUUUGAAAAAUAAUUAAUUUUACUGCAUCAGAUAAAGAUAAUAUUUGAAAAAUCAACCAUGAACCAUAAUUACUCUGAUAAUCGUAAGGGAGAAUACUAUGGAAACGAUAAUGUCAAGAGGAGAAGGAAAUUUCAUCACAGGAGGAACACCAAUCCCAGAAGGUUCAGUAAUAACGAGAACCAUUAUGAAAAUCAUCACAGUGAAGUACGUGAUUUUAAAGAAAAUAGAUAUUCCGAUAAUAAUACGAAACAUUGUGUUAAACCAAAGUUAAACCCUUCGGCAAGUCAGUUCGGUGGCAAUUGUUCGACGUCUACGCCAAAGAAGACGAAGCAAAUCAAUCAGGGGACCAAUACUGAUCAAAUCAAUCUGAGUUCGAAGAGUAUCCAGACCUGCACAUCUUCUCCGCUACCUGAGGUCAAGAAACUGGAGCCUUUGGUCGAGCUGUCCGAAAUUGUUGAUAAUGGGAGUGGCGAAAAGAAGUACAUAUGCAACCGCUGCAAGUGCGUGAAAGACGAUCUCAUUCAAAGCAAGAUUGAGGUGGAGCAGUGGUUCCAAAAUGAAAAUAAUAACAUCUUCGCUGGGUACAUGCUAGAGAAAGGUAUUCCUGAACAACAACAGCAGCAGCAGCAAGACUUCGGCAACCUAUCAGCCAUUGGUAAUACGGAGGAGGAUCUUAUACGCGAGGAUAUGAUCCAUCUGAAAUUGAACAAGGACGACCUGACGCCUCAGCACUUAGUCGAAUACAAACAACAUAUGGACAGUCGUUCAAAUAAUUUCGGAACGCCAUAUUACGACGGUUCCAACGAUUCUAUGAUAGCUUCAAAUCAACUGGAUCACAUGCAUAUGUAUGUGCCGUUCUUGUGCCUGUACCCAGUUCCGAACGGCGAAGAGUCGCCACAUCAUCAUCAUCAUCGUCAUCAUUCAAUGCAGAAUCCACAAAUCCAGAAUCCUGCAUUAGAUUACUCUUUCGCUGAAGCCGCUCAAAUUGCGAACGUCUCAGGGCCUCAACCCUAUACAUCUUGCCAUUUUGCAGCAUUCUAUUUUACCAACUAUUUCCAACAACCGCCAGCGCAGCCGCAACCACAAAACUAUUAAAUUACUCAUUAAAUGAACCACAAAAAAACUUAAAUAAUAUGUAAGUUUAAAAAAAAUAUAUAUA
Messenger RNA from Nicrophorus vespilloides, 1325 nucleotides. RefSeq lists its product as uncharacterized. NCBI's taxonomy places the organism in Eukaryota, Metazoa, Arthropoda, Insecta, Coleoptera, Silphidae. The record is from RefSeq and is a predicted model, not a curated record. The coding region runs from base 224 to 1261 and encodes 345 amino acids. The transcript has 4 exons.